This is a messenger RNA of Salvelinus sp. IW2-2015, 1711 nucleotides long. RefSeq lists its product as uncharacterized. NCBI's taxonomy places the organism in Eukaryota, Metazoa, Chordata, Actinopteri, Salmoniformes, Salmonidae. Gene Ontology annotation, cellular component: cytoplasmic vesicle; plasma membrane. The record is from RefSeq and is a predicted model, not a curated record. Gene Ontology annotation, biological process: neuron migration.
GGGAAUUUACACCCUCUCUACAAAAUGCAAGCAUAAUUUGUCUUAUCGACUGGAACAACGACUUUCACUUCUACCGCUAUUUGGAUACAUUGUUGCACCCUUCAUCCUUGGUUUAGAUCAGUCUGUCCGGUGCAUCAUGCAGACAGGAGCUCACCUGCUUCUCUGUCUCAUCCUGCACUAUAUGGAAGCUGCAGAGGCGUCACAGUGCUGGCAGGGUGCGACCUACUCAGAGGCUGUGGUCUCCCCGGCCCUGAGGAGCAGCAAUAUCRUGCGGGUGCCYGACGUGUCAUCUCUMGCGCAGUGUGCCGYGGCSUGUUGUGAUGUGCCRGGUUGUAACCUGGCCUGGCUGUUUGAGCGUCGCUGCUACAUCCUCAGCUGCCAGCAGAGGGAGAACUGUCAGCCCAGACAGAGACCUGGAGCUGAUUCCUAUAUGGCCUUCCUGCAGAGAGGACCCCCCCAUUCCCUGCUGCUUCAGUCUCUGGUCAGGGGGGAGCCCUACCCCAGUCGCUGGAGGCCCCGCCCCUCUGGGGACGUGGAGGCCCUGAAGGACCUAGCCCUGUUAGAUGGGCCCCAGACGGAUUUUGGUGACCCAGGUGGGAUGGAUUUGGAAUACCCUGAGAGUGAACUUGGCCCUGAGGAUAACGGUGGGGAUCUUCCAGAUUGGCCUGCAGGAUUGGAAGGGAGGGAUGGUUUCAACCUAUCGGAAAGUGAAGGCAGGUUAGAGGGGCUGAGAUUUGCAACAGAAGGGGCUGAGGGUAGCCUGCCCAGUCCUUCCACUGGGGCGACAGUCAACCAGGGGGCACCCCCCGGUGACCCCACGUCUGGCGAUACACCUGAAAACAAGAAAGAUAGUGAACUACAGAACACAUCCUUGGCCAGCUCAGGGCCAACAUUCACGCCCAAACCACAGAAUGACAGUGUUCACUCCUCCCAACCGAGCCAAAUAAGGACUUCCCAUCCRAKUAAAGCCCCAUCUCAUCUGUCCAGUACUGUACCCCUGACCACAUCCACACAGACAGAYCUAACGUUGCCCAGGGACACAGUGGAGCUGGUAGCCUCCGUUGGCCCAGAGACCCAAACUGCGGCGAGAAGGAACCACACCCCCAAAGCCGUCACCCUCCCAGUAACCGAGGUCAUGUCACUUCCUGCCAGCUCAACCAUCAUCAAUGGCAGCCGUAUGUAUGAAAUAGUUGGCUUUGGAUGGUGACUACCCUUACCAUAAUUUUACUCUUUACUUUUAGAGUAGGCCUACUAAAGAUAAAUAUAUAUCAGAUGAAUGAUCAGUCACAGCUCCGAUGUACCAUAAAACACACUAAUAUGAAUACAAAUAKUARACACUGACUGUGUGUGGUUAAUGUAAAAYUGUAUUUUCAAACUAAUAGAUGCUGCAAACCUAAACUUAAAAGCAAGUGUUGUUAGUGCUUGUGUGUGUAUAUGUGAUUGGCUAUGUGGCUGGGUGCAAAUUCAUAUGAGUAAAUAUCAAUGAUUCUCGACUUCUUCUGGCUGGGAGGGAUAUUGAAGAAUCGUUUGGAUUUGUAGUUGAGUCCUACUCGUUCCAUCUGGCUGGCUGCUCUCUUCUGUCCCCUGCUAGACUCCCCUGAUGUACAGGUUGAGCUUCCUCAUUCCAUCUGGCUGGCUGUUCUCUUCUGUCCCCUGCCAGACUCCCCUGAGGUACAGGUUGAGCUUCCUCAUUCCAUCUGGCUGGCUGUUC